Amborella trichopoda is the source of this 1042-nucleotide messenger RNA. Lineage: Eukaryota; Viridiplantae; Streptophyta; Magnoliopsida; Amborellales; Amborellaceae. The record is from RefSeq and is a predicted model, not a curated record.
AUGGGGCCUCAAGAAGAAAUUCUCUUUGGGCGUAUCGCCUACUCGAACAACGGAGCCAGCAUGGGUUUGGGAUGAAUACUCUUUCUCUCUCUCUGCACUCAGAGAACCUUUGGCAUUGGUGCUUGGAUUGUUUACCUGGCUACCAAUAACAAUAAAAGCUCCAAAAGCAAAUUCUUUUGAUUCCAUUGCCCCUUUAUUCCACUUAGGGUGGCCCUUCUGCAGUUUCAUAGACCCCACGCUCUUCCUCUCUCUCUCUCUCUCUCUCUCUCUCUCUCUCUCUCUCUCUCUGAUAGUUCACCCCACUCUAACUUACACCUGCCUAUAUUCGUCGCUCCCCUAUUCACCACUCUUUUGGAAGAAUCCACCCAUGGCGAUUGGUGCAGGAGGAUCAGGAGUUGUGGUCCCAAGAAAUUUCAGAUUACUGGAGGAGCUGGAAAGAGGAGAGAAAGGUAUUGGGGAUGGAACAGUUAGCUAUGGCAUGGAUGAUGGAGAUGACAUAUACAUGCGAUCUUGGACGGGCACCAUCAUUGGUCCUCGGCAUUCAGUCCAUGAAGGUAGAAUCUAUCAAUUGAAGCUAUUCUGUGACAAAGAUUAUCCUGAGAAGCCUCCAAGUGUUAGAUUCCACUCGAGAGUCAACAUGACCUGUGUGAAUCAUGAGACUGGAGUGGUAGAGCCAAAGAAAUUUGGAAUGCUAGCCAAUUGGCAACAUGAGUACACAAUGGAGGACAUAUUGACUCACUUGAAGCUGGAAAUGGCAGCACCAUAUAACAAGAAACUGGUUCAACCUCUGGAAUCCACCUUCUUUUAGAGCCAAUUGAGCACUUUUAUUACAUUCGAACUUUUAUGUAAUUUCUCCCUUCUUUCGAGUGUGGUGAUUGUCAAGACCACUUGUGUAAUCUCUCCAUCUUUCUUCUUGUGUUGGGGGUUCUCAUGGAGCUUCUGCUCUAUGCAACUUGCAUUGAACUGUUAUAAGUGAGUGAGAAAAUAUACUACGCUAAGCUAUACUAUGUUAUAAAUGUUAAGCCUUUGCAUUGAACUGUUA